AGAGAAGGUAGUCAAUUGAGUGCUUCUGUCCGUAAACAGAUGGAUGCAUCACAACACCUCUGAGCUCUCACGAUAAUUACUUCAUUGCACGAUUAUUUUCAGCCCAACUUAAGUUGUGGAUGGUAUUGUGAGGCUCAUGAUAGAACUACCUGGUGAUUAGGCUGCGGGGUGUUGCUGUUGACCCCGCAGAAGAAGGAAUGGCGGGGGUGAUUCACUAUGAAUCAGAGGGAUCUACGAUGCCGUGAUAGGGAUAUAAAGACGCAUCUCAUAUUGAAUUGAGACUGAUGAAACGUUCAAAUUAGAGAAGAGAAAAGACACAAUUCACAGCUUAACCAUCGACACAACUCAAAUAUGGCCGACGAGGUGACAUCAAGUACAAAGUGGGAUAUCCCCGAAGGGGAAUUCUGUAUUUUUGGCACAGUCUAUGCCUAUCCCGACAAGGCAGACGCUCUUGAAGCAGUCUAUACUGAAACGACGCGGCUUGCACAGUCGGAGACGGGUAUCGUCUACUACUGCCUGGCGCGGGACAGAGACGACACCAGCGUCUUUCAUUUUUUCGAGAGGUAUAAGAGCCGGAGGGCGUUCGAGGAGCACAACAGCCAACCCAUCAUUCAGAAACUGUUGAACGAAGACAAGUAUAUCAAGGAUGUGACGGCCAAGUUUAUGAAGCCGAUUGGGCUGGAAAGCAAUUGAAGCGAUCUAGGCGCUUCAUGAGAAGAUGGAUCGCUACCUACGUGUAGACUAUGAGGGAUGGGGCAUUUAAUCAAAAGACUGCGAGAUUUACCUCGAGGACCUUUUACAAUUGGACCCUGCGUGUGGAUUGAGGGCACGAGCCUGAGAAAUGGAUGUUAUUGCGGAGUAUGGGCUAAAUCAUUCAUGAGAGUCUUGUAAGAUGAACAAAGCUUCGAGUUGA
This is a messenger RNA of Xylaria bambusicola, 913 nucleotides long. RefSeq lists its product as uncharacterized. The transcript has 2 exons. Lineage: Eukaryota; Fungi; Ascomycota; Sordariomycetes; Xylariales; Xylariaceae. The record is from RefSeq and is a predicted model, not a curated record. The coding region runs from base 352 to 693 and encodes 113 amino acids.